GUUCUGUUUAGAACUGUGGCCAUGAUGGUACCAGAUUAUGCGAUGAUAGCAGAAAUAUCCCUGUAUGCCAGUGGUUUUGUUAGUUCUCGGAGCCUGGCAACAAAAAUUGUUGCUACAUACAGACUGUGCUCUGAGCAGCUAUCCUCCCAGCAUCAUUAUGACUAUGGCAUGAGAGCGGUGAAGUCAGUGCUGACUGCAGCAGGAAACCUGAAACUGAAAUAUCCAGAUCUCAAUGAGGAUGUGCUUGUACUGAGGUCUAUCAAUGAUGUCAAUUUACCAAAGUUCUUGUCAGAUGAUAUCGAGCUGUUUCAAGGCAUUACCUCAGAUCUAUUCCCUGAUGUUAGUCUGCCUGCACCUGAUUAUGCCUGCCUUGAAGAAGCUCUGAUAGAGACGAUGAAGGGCAGAAAUCUGCAGCCAGUGCCUUGGUUUUUAACAAAAAUAAUUCAG
Messenger RNA from Candidula unifasciata, 447 nucleotides. NCBI's taxonomy places the organism in Eukaryota, Metazoa, Mollusca, Gastropoda, Stylommatophora, Geomitridae. The record is from the annotation of a GenBank genome assembly.